Xenopus laevis (African clawed frog) is the source of this 2749-nucleotide messenger RNA. RefSeq names its product diacylglycerol O-acyltransferase 1 L homeolog (gene dgat1.L). Bases 440 to 1858 code for a protein of 472 amino acids. The transcript has 17 exons. Gene Ontology annotation, cellular component: endoplasmic reticulum membrane. Gene Ontology annotation, biological process: retinol metabolic process; triglyceride biosynthetic process; glycerolipid metabolic process. The record is from RefSeq and is a predicted model, not a curated record. Lineage: Eukaryota; Metazoa; Chordata; Amphibia; Anura; Pipidae. Gene Ontology annotation, molecular function: acyltransferase activity, transferring groups other than amino-acyl groups; diacylglycerol O-acyltransferase activity; retinol O-fatty-acyltransferase activity.
GCGGGAGAUAAAAGUUGCAGUGAGUGGUGAUUGGCGCAAGGUGGUUGUGUGUCUCCGCUGUGCGUGCGCUCAUUGGUCCCCGAGAGACAAUAGUGUGCCAAGGGGCGGGGUUGGCAGAAGUAAAGCGGAGAUAUCCCAGAGAAACCUGAGGGAACUUCUCCUGUGACACCGACCCGCCCGCACUGGCCUUUCGCAAUCACUUGCCACGAGUGUUCCGUGCGGUACAGCCUGGCGCCCUGACGAGGGAGUGGCACAGACACAGGAAGACCCUGCAGGGGGCGUGGCGGCUGUGAGUGGACAUGGGCGACUGAGACUCUCGUUGGCACAAAAGCGGCAUCUGGUCCCGGGCUCAAAGCUCAGCGUGUGACACCGAGGGGAGGAGCCGAGUGUUCUACUGAGGGGCCCGAGCUUGUUCGGCUCUUUCCGUCCAUUGUCGGACAUGACCGACCCGAGUCCAGUCCCAGUGAGACGGAAGAAAGCGACUCGUGUCCUGAGUGUCAGUCACUGUCCCCCCGACAAAUCCCCACAUGCCGGGGACACCGACAAGGUCCCCCGGGGACUGGCUGAUCUCAGGUGUCACCGGGUCCAGGAGUCUCUUCUAAGUUCUGCCAGCGGGUACAGUAACUACCGGGGGGUCCUGAACUGGUGCGUGGUGAUGCUGGUUCUGAGCAACGCACGUCUGUUCCUGGAGAACCUGCUAAAGUACGGGAUUUUGGUGGAUCCUAUCCAGGUGGUGUCGCUCUUUGUUCAGGACCCCUAUAGCUGGCCGGCACUCUGCCUUCUACUGGCUUCAAACGUAUUCAUUGUUUGUGCUCUGCAUAUGGAGCGGCGUCUGGCAUCGGCCAAGCUCUCUGAGCGAUUUGGGCGGUUGCUCUACACCCUCCUCCUCUUCACCAUCCUCUGCCUCCCGGUGCUGGUGGUUCUCACAGUCGUCUCCAUCACUCCAGUGGGGGCAGUGUUUGCCCUUGGUGUUUAUACCAUGCUCUUCCUCAAACUCUUCUCCUAUAUGGAUGUGAAUCGCUGGUGCAGGGAGAGGAGACUGGCCCAGACCCGGGCACUGGGGCGCUCUCAAUCUGUUCCACUGAUUCCUAAAGCCAAUGGGGAGGUAACGGUAAAGGAGGUGAUGUACCCCGGGAACCUGAUGCACAGAGAUAUUUAUUAUUUCAUCUUUGCCCCCACCCUCUGCUAUGAGCUGAACUUCCCGCGCUCCCCCCGGAUUCGCAAGAGGUUCCUUCUGCGCCGCCUUCUGGAGAUGCUAUUUAUUAUGCAGCUGCUGGUUGGCCUCAUACAGCAGUGGAUGGUACCGACCAUACAGAACUCCAUGAAACCAUUCCGGGACAUGGACUAUUCCCGGAUCAUUGAGCGUCUCCUUAAAUUAGCAGUUCCCAAUCACCUUAUCUGGCUGAUCUUCUUUUACUGGUUCUUCCAUUCCUCCAUGAACUUUGUGGCUGAAAUCAUGCGAUUCGGAGACCGUGAGUUCUAUCAGGACUGGUGGAACUCUGAAACCGUCACGUAUUUCUGGCAGAACUGGAACAUCCCCGUGCACAGAUGGUGUCUCAGGCACUUUUACAAGCCAAUGUUAAGAAGAGGCGUGUCCAAAUGGGCGGCACAGGCGGCGGUGUUCAUGGCAUCGGCUUUUUUCCAUGAGUAUCUGGUGAGUGUACCCCUGAAGAUGUUCAGGCUCUGGGCCUUUAUGGGAAUGAUGUCUCAGAUCCCUUUGGCCUGGUUUGUGGGGCGGUUCCUCCGAGGUAAUUACGGCAAUGCGGCGGUGUGGAUUUCCCUGAUAAUUGGGCAGCCGAUCGCUGUUCUUAUGUACGUCCAUGACUACUAUAUCCUGAACCAUGAGAAGGUCCUCUGAUGCCUCCUGAGCCAAUCAAGGGACAGGUCUCACAGCAGUUGGAAGAUUGCGCCAUGAUCUGUUUCCUGUUGCUGAAUCCUUUCAAUCAACCAAUCAAUGCAAUCAUGUUGCUGAGGAGCUGCACUAUUGGUGGAGGGGUAUGGUGUUAUUGUGAUGGACAUUAAUUUGUAUGACUUGUUAGCUCUUAAUGGGGUUCCCCAUUGUCUAGUAGAAUGAGAAGAGUUUCCUCGUGUAUCAAGACCAGAUCACCUCACUUUCUAUUGCACAACAGUCUGGCCUUAAUCCGCUACCCAUAAUUACUGGGCUGGAGACUUGGGGUACAGACCAGACUCAGACCGUAACCAAUUCUCUAUCAGUUACAAGUCCCUCUACAGUCUCCUCUCCGUCCAACCCAGAGCCUUCUCACUCUAGAGUUACUCCAUGCUUCUGUCUACUGAUCCAACCUGCCCUUCUCCCCCAACACCAGUGCAAUCCUUGCCCCUAUCCCAAACAACUCCUGUCUGAGCCCAUGAGGCAGUAGUGGCCCCUAUCCAUUGAAUGCCCUGACCCUCCUUUUUGAGAUUCUAGUACCCCCUCUGCCUACAGACAAUGGCCUGUGCUUCUCCUCUGAGGCUCUAGAGCCCCCUAUCCUAUCCCAGGUCCUGUACUUGUGGGGCAGUUGUUCAAGAGGCCAGUGUUGACUCCACCCCAUGAUGACUCCGCCCCCCACACUGCACUGUGCUUCUCCGGCACGCCAAUCACACGUGAUGCUGUAGGUAUGUUCUAAUCUAUGUGUUGAGUGCAUGGACUGUGUAUGUCCCUCAAUUGUGUUCUGUGGCUUCAAGAGAUUGAUAUGAAGCCUCAGACGUUUGGAUUGGGUAAAGCUGAGCAAUUAAAGCUUUUUCUUUUCCA